UAUUAUCUUUUACCUGCCUCUCAUUUGCCUAUUUCGCUACUCUACUUCAUAAUCGCAGAUUGCUAAUAUUUCUUUGAACAAUCCCAGUUUUGUUACGCUAAUUUUAAGUCAGUGCAGGCAUUCGAGGCGCUUUUCUUUCCAAUAAUUUCGUACGUAUGGCGCUAACAUUUUAGUUUGUUUGAAUUUUAACGUGAAGCUUAGCGUUCACUGAGUGCCAUCUUUGGAUAUUAAUAAGUAUUGCAGACGGUGUGGAGUUUGUGAUGAAUCAGGGUGAAACUGAACGUGAAAGGAUUAUACUAAUCUCAAAGCACCUACUACAAUGUUGGACAACAUGGACUGGAGUGAUUGGGCGAACCCUGUGGACGCUUUGGAAGAAUUUUCCUGGAAUCACAACGGGUCCGAAAUCAGCCAAUCUGUAAUACGGUGUCAUAUCUUAAGACAAGGCUUCGUCCCUUUUCUGUAGCGUAUCUCGCGACAGAAAAGUUUAGAUCUAGGUCUUUUAUUACGAAUUAUUGUGACGAUUCAUCCUGUUGAUACACUUUGUAGCCGAAGUCAAGUCAGGACUCAGAUCAGGUGAACUUUUUUGAGAAAAUGCAGCUGGGUUUUCCGCAAUAUUGGCUGAUUGAAAGAAGAAUCGAUAACACCUGCGCUGAGUCAUCGGGAGAAGCCACCACGGCACCAGAAGGCUUGCAAAUGGACAAUUUCUCAUGGUCACAAGCGCCAACUGACCAACCGAAGGGAAAUGCGAUUUUGGCAAACUCACCUCAAUCCACGCAGGUACAAAGGUCAUCAACUAUGUACGCUGUCGCGAAAGUAGUUCGUACUGGUUAUCUUGUAAGACCCCAAUGACUUGUGCGCCUCUGAAAAGCGUAUGCGUAACCGGCUGUCAGCAAAAAAGUGCCGAGAGAAGAAAAAAGAGAGACUCGAGAAGCUCAAGCUGGAUAAUCAAAAACUGGAAGAAAAGUGCGCUUAUCUGCAAAUAACAUUCGCAGCGCUCUCACAAAGUAGUGAGAUGCAUAUUCAACAGCUAAUGAAAGAAAAUCAAACACUGAAGCAUGAGAAUGCCACCUUGAAAGCACAGCGAAGCCAAAGCAUUAACUGGUCGUCCAUGCAACAAGUGCCACUCUUCGCUGGAGGAUCUAGUGAUACCGAUCAACGUUCCUGCCAAAUGAACACAUUAUAUUAACCUGUUGAUUGUACUGAAUGCUACUAAAUAGUGUACCUCCAGAACAUAUUUACAUCGUAUCUCGUCCUUUCACUCAUAUAAAAGCGUGACUCGGUAACUGGGACGAUUUUUGUUCACUAUUUGACGAUUUUUCCUGUCGGCAUUCCUUUUCUCUAGAUGCUAAGCAGAUUUCCUUCUGAAAGUAUUCGUAUUUCGUGCUCAUGACUUGUCUACAGCCAAACAUUUUUACCGUCACUUUUUCUUAAGUUGUUGCUACAAAGUGUUACUUACCGGUUUCAUAAUCACGCAGUACUAAUUUGGUGCCCUGCGGCAUAUUUUCAGCCCUUCUAGUUAAAAUUGCGAUAGCAACAUAGAUUUGCGUUUCUAUAAUUUAUGAAAUCUGGUUUUAACUUUACAGUUAACAGAUAACUGAGAUAAAUAUUUUUGGACAACCUGUCGUAGUCUCUACGUACACAGCAGUAUUCUGCUCGUAUAUUUCUCAGUUCGUGCCUACUGUACAUGUAGUCUGUAGUAGUCUACCAUGCUCUUAGUAGUCUUUGCGAAUUGUGGAUCGUUGUGAAUUUUGGACUGGUUGAUUGCUAUCUGCUGUAAGAAGUGUGCUCGUAACUCGUACAAAUGAGUAGAGUGAAAUAAUAACAUUUCGUGGUAGAUUCCGAACAAAGCUUUUGCCUUUUAACACAUACGUCUGCAAAAAUAUUUGUGGUCCGAUCAGGCCCGGGGCAGAUCAUGCUUUGUGCGCAUAAUAAUAACACCCGUAAAAUGUCCAGUGUACAGCAGCCAUGUUUUUGAUAGACGUUAAAUAAGUAACAAUGUAAGCACUAAAUACUUAUACGGGUAAUAAAUGAUAUUGUUUUUGAAUCAAUUGUCGGCAUCCAACUUCUUCCACUUCGUAUUCCAUUGCGCACAUGGAGAAAUUCAGUUAUCGUUGCAUUAUUUCCUGGGCCAGAUGCGCUCUCCUAAUUACUGGUGUCAGCAUCGUUUUUCCUGUUUAUGGACAAGAAGGGCACGUCAGCUUAAUGCCGGAUGUCACCCUAAAUGGGGAAUAUUUUGCAUCGGAAAAACACCCACUUAGUGCAGGUUAUGCAUAUUAUGGAAUCCGCUACGGAACGGCUAAACGAUUCCAGGAGCCCGAAGAGAAUAUGGAUUUCUCGUACUUGAGAAAUGAAUCACGUUUCAAGCAAGGCCCCAUCUGCCCACAGCUCCCAAUUCCGGCAGCUUUGAGAACUCUAUCAUCUAGAGACCAUGCUCCAAUGAGUGAAGACUGCCUUUACUUGGAUAUUUAUGUUCCGCCUGUUUCCACCAACAGUACGCGACAGCACGGACAGAAUGACAAUUUUCCUGUUCUGGUAUGGUUUCAUGGAGGCGCUUUGCAAGCUGGUGACAAGAACAACUAUAAUGCUUCCUCAUUGGCGGAUAACAUCGCUGCAAUUGUGGUUACCGUCAACUACCGAGUAUCAGUUUUCGGUUUUCUGAGCACGGGGGACGACAUUGCGAAAGGUAAUUACGGUUUGGCCGAUGCUAAGUUAGCGAUGUUAUGGAUCAAGAAAAACAUCAUGAAAUUUGGAGGCGAUCCCGAUGCCAUUACGCUUUUUGGGGAAAGUGCAGGAGGUCGCCUAAUUUCGGCAAUGCAACUGGAUCCGGUUUCACGAAGUUCUAUGCGAGCGGCAAUUGCAUUCAGCGGAAGUAUUCUGGUGGAGUCGUAUUUUUCACCAGAUCCGAAAAAGGAUGCUAAGGAACUUGCAGCUGCCGUAGGAUGUCCAACCCAGUCGUCGGCUGAACUCAUCGGAUGCUUGAAAAACAUGUCCGUGGAUAAAAUUCUUUCAGUCGCACACGGGUUCAAAAAAGGAAAUCCGAAACUUGCACCUUAUGGCUUUGUUGUGGACCAUGUGCACUUCGGAGAAGCUGCCCGUAAAGCCUUAUCGACCGCGAUGCGGGAAGUUGAUUCCUUUCCUAAUUACAUAACUGGCUACCUUCGAGAAGAUGCCUCGCUUUUGUUAUCCGUCAGCAAUUCCGAUAUUGUGGACCCUAAACAGCCAAUAAAUUUGACCACGAUAAGAAGCGUUGUAGCAAACCAGUUUCUUCCCAAUGGGAAUGUUCCCGUCUGUCCAAACGCGAAUUACGAGCUGGCGCAGACAGUAAUGGAUUAUUACAACAUGACGGAUGGCGAUGAUUAUUCAUCUUUACGGUUCAAGAUAUUCCAUCUGGCGACGGAUGCAGCGUUUGCGGUUCCUGCCGGCAAAGAAGCGCUGAUGCGGGCUCAACGGGAAGACGCAGCCUCGAGUGCCAGUCAGUUGUUUAGAAUCAGUCACAAUCCCAAAUUCAAUGACCUCGGUGCUUUUCAUACCUACGACUUGCCAAACAUUUUUGCCCCGCAUAUGCAGAUCCCUGGUCUACUCCUUGAUGACCGCGUUGUGUCCAGUAUACGGCAGAUGCUGCAUCAAAUAGCGCAUUUUGGACGAAUGGACGGUCUUGCAUUUGGUCGCCAGGGAGAGUAUAUGGAAUUAAAUCAAUCUGGACAUUGGGAAAACGGCAGCUUCGACCACCUAUCUUUAAUUAAGUUUUGGGAUGAUGUGUAUAAUGCUCCUUGUUCCAGAUCCGGUACAUAGUAAUUGCCGAAUACUUCAUGAUAAACCGCUUCAAAUUGAAUUAGCUU
Messenger RNA from Paramacrobiotus metropolitanus, 3839 nucleotides. RefSeq names its product liver carboxylesterase-like. NCBI's taxonomy places the organism in Eukaryota, Metazoa, Tardigrada, Eutardigrada, Parachela, Macrobiotidae. The record is from RefSeq and is a predicted model, not a curated record. The transcript is spliced from 11 exons. Bases 2092 to 3792 code for a protein of 566 amino acids.